Molecule: messenger RNA, 1890 nt
Organism: Vidua chalybeata
Lineage: Eukaryota; Metazoa; Chordata; Aves; Passeriformes; Viduidae
Gene: TMEM54
Product: transmembrane protein 54
Exons: 5
Coding region: 803-1624 (273 amino acids)
Source: RefSeq, a predicted model, not a curated record
AGAUUUCUCCCUCUCCCUGUGCAGCAAGGCUGGGUACAGGUGCAAGGAGGGGAAGAAUGGGAAAAAAGGGCAAAUUUCCAGCACUUCUGGGUGUGUGGGAGCUGAGGAUGCUGAGAGCAGUGGCUCAGGUGGGAAGCUGGGGACAGCGCCAUUCCCCAGAGCAGUCCUAGGAACCAGAGUUGUCCCUGGAAUUAAAUUGUUGGACCCCACAGCCCCAGCAAGGCCCUGUUGCCAUCCCAGUCCCUGGAAUUUCCCUGGAAGCUCCCUGAGGGUGAUGGCCACCAAACCAGCUCCUCUGAGUCACCAUUUGGUGAAGUCACCACCCGCCCUGACCCCUCUGCUCUGCCCUCACUCCCUGGCAGUGCUGGUCUGUGCCCUGUGGUCCGGCAGUGUCCCACCCCCAGGGGCUGCCCCUUCCCAGACCCUCAGCCUGGGGGAUCCCUGGCUGGAUCCCAGCCUGCUGCCACAGCUUUGGGGUGUGCAGGAGGGGUGGGGAUGGAUGGGGAGGGGGAUGAGGAAGCGUGGGAUGGUGAAUUGGCAUGGCAUGGCACGGCACAGCAUGUCACGGCACGGCUGCUGGCUUGGCAGCAAGGGGAGGGCAGGGGUGGGACACGCGGGAGAAGGUGGAGUUAUCCCUUUGUCCCGGGGAGCUGGUCUGACAGGAAUUGGAGCAGCAGGCAGGUGGCUCCGGGUGGCCCCGGUGUCCUGGUCCCACCCAGACCCGAUGGAUCCGGGGGCUGAGGGCAGGGCAGGCCCCCGGGGCAUCGAGGGGCUCUGAUGGGCUGAUCCUGGCCCGGUGAAGAUGUGCCAAGUGGGCCACCUCGAUCCCAGCAGCCGCCGAAAUGUGCUGAUGAAAACGGGGCUCAUCCUCCUCAUCGUCGGGCACCUCAACUUCAUCACCGGCGCCCUGGUCCACGGCACCGUCCUGCGCUUCGUGGUCGCCGCCCGCGAUGCCACCUCCCUGCACUACGGCGUCACCAACAGCGCCUCUGUCAUUGCUGCACUGCUGACCAUCUCCUGCGGAGUCUCUGCCCUGCUGCUCUCCCGUUACCCCGGCCCUGCUGCCCUCAAAUGGGCGCUGCUGGCCCUGAGUGCCUGCAGCAGCCUGAGCUGCCUGUGCUGCCUGCUGGGGCUGCUCGUGGCCAUCGGGCUCACCCUGGGCAACCAGGGCCAGGUGCUGCUGGCCCCCUGCUCCAUCGCCAACAGCGCCCUCGCCCCGGUGUCCCGCGAGUGUCCCUUCGAUCCCACCCGCGUCUACAGCUCCACGCUGUCCCUCUGGGCCAUCUCCCUCCUGCUGGAGGCCAUGGGGAUCUUCUUCAGCAUCCGCUGCCUCCUGCUCACCCUCGAGCUGCUCCGCCUCGGCCGCUGCUGCCGUGGGACGCUCCGGAUGAAGGUGAUUUCUGCUGCCUGGGCUCAGCUCCAACCCCUCUGCUGCAGGGCUGGGACAGACCAGGCUGGGCCCAGGGGUGACUUGUGGAUCUUAGGCUUCCAUCCCUCUGCUCCCAUUCUCAUCCUUCUCUCUGCCUUCCAGGUCUCUCUGCAGGAAGCCCCUGUGCAGAGCCCCGGCCCCGGGCAGUGCCUGGCCUUGCUGAGACUGGACAGUGGAGAAAUUGCCCGGCUCUGAGCAGGGCCUGAGGGAUAAAUGACCCUGUGGAUGUGCCCUGGCCAUUCCUGCCCUGUUCCAGCACCAGCACAGCCCCACAACAGGACUCAGCUGCCUCCCAGCAUGUGGACACAUCUCCUGGAGCAUGAGCCCAUCCCGUGGCCUUGGGGCUGCCUGGGGCUGCAGCGAGGGAUGAAACUGGGCUGGAUCCAAACCCUGCAGGGAGGAACUUUCCCCAGGGGCUCCGUGUCCCCUUUCCCAGCACGGACUGCACUGACACAAACUUU